AUGGUGAUAAUCGGAGCCCUCCUUGUGCUGCUACCAAGCUUCAUUACCGCAUUCCCGGCGUUGCAAUCGCCCGUCACUAGCGGCGUGCAAGCGCAGCUAGAUCCUUACACAGCACUCGGGAAACCUCGCAUCACAUUCAAAGAGGAUGGAACUUUCAAACUAACCGUGUUCUCCGACCUUCACUUUGGAGAAAAUCCAGAAGGCCCCUGGGGAGAGGUUCAAGAUUCGAAUAGCACCAGAUUGAUGAAGAGGGUGCUGCGAGACGAGAAACCAGACUAUGUGGUACUGAACGGCGACCUCCUGACUGGAGAGAACACUCACAGGGAAAACUCCACUCGACUCAUUGAUCGCAUUGUUAAACCGCUGAACCACGCCAAAGUGCCAUUCUCUUCCACUCACGGGAACCAUGACAAUGACGUGAACAUCACACACAUCGAAGAGAUCCUACGAGAGCAGAAGCGAGCUCCGCUCAGCUACACGAGGCUUGCUCCAAAGGGCGUUGGAGGACUGCAAGGUGAAGGGAACUAUUGGGUUCCGGUUUACCGCUCCAAGUAUGAUUGGUCGCCGUCGCUAAUCCUCUGGUUCUUCGACUCUCGAGGAGGCAGAACGCUUGCUUCUCCUGGAAACUCCUCAUCAUCGGUGGUCCCAAUCCCAGACUGGGUCGACAACUCCGUUGUACCCUGGUUAAAGAACCAGCUCACGUUGAUGGAAACAAUCUGGGGUCCGUCAAAACACAUUCGCAGCGCUCUCGCGUUCAUGCAUAUUCCCCCAUACGCCAUCAAAGCCUUGCAAUCGGGCUUGGACAGCAAGAAGAAUCCAGGACAGAAUGGCGAGUCUGACCAUUUGGGCGACGGAUCGGUUCAAAACCCUCAAGAUGAGCCGUUCUGGAAUGCCCUGACCAAGAUCCCGAACCUGAGGGCAAUCGUCUCAGGACACGACCAUGGUAAUGAAUGGUGCGCACGCGAACCAGAGAAAGACGUGAUAUUCUGCUUCGACAAGCAUUCAGGGUAUGGAGGGUAUAGUAAAGAUGGGUGGGGACACGGCGUUCGAAAUUUUGUAUUCCGCGAUGCCAAUCCGCGUUCGCCCAUCGAUACUUGGAUUCGCUUAGAAGAAGGGGAGAUACGGGCAAAGGUUGUAUUGGAUGACAAUUAUGGCCGCUGA
This is a messenger RNA of Coprinopsis cinerea okayama7#130, 1161 nucleotides long. RefSeq lists its product as hypothetical. NCBI's taxonomy places the organism in Eukaryota, Fungi, Basidiomycota, Agaricomycetes, Agaricales, Psathyrellaceae. Gene Ontology annotation, molecular function: hydrolase activity, acting on ester bonds. The coding region runs from base 1 to 1161 and encodes 386 amino acids. The record is from RefSeq and is a predicted model, not a curated record. The transcript is spliced from 11 exons. Gene Ontology annotation, cellular component: cytoplasm.